UAGGGUUUUAAAAGUCAUCGGCUGUCUAUGUUUCCCAACAUGAUGUUUCCAAUGACCGACUCAAUGCUGCAUUUAAGACGAGAAGAUUAUCGCUCUAUGCUCUCAGUCGUCUUCUCCAAUAAUCUUUAAGAACUCAGAAACUCCAUAGGCGUCGAUAUUUGAGCAUUUCGUUAUCAUGUUUAGCCCCAACUUAUUCGACAGUUCCCAUAUGUUCGACAUGGCUCAUAAGACCUCUGAGAGUGAACUAAUGGGGAAUAUCAGAGAUGAUGAUUAUGAGAUCAAAUCUGGUACUGAAACCAUGGAUUCUCCAUCGGGGGAUGAUCAAGAUCCUAACCAACGCCCCAAAAGGAAGCGUUAUCAUCGUCAUACACAGCAUCAAAUCGAGCAGAUGGAAGCAUUCUUUAAGGAGUGCCCUCACCCCGAAUAUAAGCAAAGGAAGGAGCUUAGCCGCGAGCUGGGGUUAGAGCUUCUACAAGUCAAGUUUUGGUUCCAAAACAGGCGAACCCAAAUGAAGGCCCAGCAUGAACGCCAUGAAAAUGCUAUAUUGAAGGCUGAGAAUGAAAAGCUCCAUGCCGAGAACAAUAGGUACAAGGAAGCUCUCAGCAAUGCUACAUGCCCCAGCUGCGGAGGCCCAGCUGCUCUUGGAGAGAUGUCAUUUGAUGAGCAGCAUUUGAGAAUAGAAAAUGCUCGGUUAAAGGAAGAGAUUGAUAGGAUAUCUGGAAUAGCUGCUAAAUAUGUUGGCAAGCCUUUAUCUUCCUUUCCUUACCUUUCUUCUCACUUACAUUCACGCUCUGUUGAUCUUGGAGCUAGCAAUUUUGGGACACAGUCAGGAUUCGUAGGGGAAAGGAACCGCAGUGGUGAUCUUCUAAGUUAUGUCUCUGGACCUAUAGAAGCAGACAAGCCUAUGAUUGUUGAGCUUGCUGUUGCUGCAAUGGAGGAAUUAAUCCGAUUGGCUCAAUCUGGUGAACCACUGUGGGUUCCUGGUGAUAAUUCUACAGAUGCAUUGAACGAAGAUGAAUACUUAAGAACCUUCCCGAGGGGAGUUGGAUCAAAACCUUUGGGGUUGAGGUCUGAAGCUUCAAGGGAAUCUGCAGUUGUCAUUAUGAAUCAUGUCAACCUAGUUGAGAUUCUCAUGGACGUGAACCAAUGGUCAAGUGUGUUCUGCGGUAUUGUUUCAAGGGCUAUGACUCUUGAAGUACUAUCAACUGGUGUUGCAGGAAACUAUAAUGGAGCUUUGCAAGUGAUGACGGCCGAGUUUCAAGUUCCUUCACCACUUGUACCAACUCGGGAAAAUUACUUCGUGAGGUACUGUAAGCAGCAUAUUGACGGAACUUGGGCAGUAGUUGAUGUUUCCUUGGAUAAUUUACGCCCUAAUUCUGUGUCCAAGUGUAGAAGAAGACCAUCUGGUUGUUUGAUCCAAGAAUUGCCAAAUGGAUACUCUAAGGUUAUAUGGGUUGAGCAUGUAGAAGUGGAUGACAGAGCUGUCCACAACAUAUACAGACCAGUAGUUAACUCCGGUCUAGCUUUCGGAGCAAAACGUUGGCUGGCGACAUUAGAUCGACAGUGCGAACGUCUCGCGAGUUCAAUGGCGAGUAACAUUCCAGCAGGGGAUCUAUGGGUAAAACAACAUUUACCAUCUUUUAUAACAAGUUCAGAAGGGAGGAAGAGUACGUUGAAGUUGGCUGAGAGGAUGGUGAACAGCUUUUGUACCGGCGUCGGUGCUUCUACGGCCCAUGCUUGGACGACUCUAGCGGCAACAGGUUCCGACGAUGUACGAGUUACGACCCGGAAGAGUAUGGAUGAUCCAGGCAGGCCUCCUGGUAUUGUGCUUAGUGCUGCAACUUCCUUCUGGAUCCCAGUCCCACCGAAAAGGAUAUUCGAUUUCCUAAGGGACGAGAACUCUCGAAGCGAGUGGGAUAUCCUAUCAAAUGGUGGCCUAGUUCAAGAAGUGGCUCACAUAGCCAAUGGCCGUGAUCCAGGCAAUUGUGUCUCUUUACUGCGAGUAAAUAGUGCAAACUCUAGCCAAAGCAACAUGUUGAUACUUCAAGAGAGCUGCACUGAUGCCACAGGGUCCUAUGUGAUAUACGCCCCGGUCGAUAUCGUCGCGAUGAACGUCGUCCUAAGCGGCGGUGACCCGGAUUAUGUUGCGCUGUUGCCGUCCGGUUUCGCAAUUCUUCCCGACGGUCCAGGACAUGACGGAGGAGGAAUUCUCGAAAUCGGUUCGGGUGGCUCCCUCCUCACGGUUGCCUUCCAGAUUUUAGUUGAUUCAGUUCCAGCUGCAAAGCUCUCUCACGGAUCUGUGGCUACCGUCAAUAGCCUAAUUAAAUGCACAGUUGAAAGGAUCAAAGCUGCCGUAAUGUGCAGUAGUGCUUAAUAAACCAAGCACAGACCAUGUGCUUAAUAAA
Hibiscus syriacus is the source of this 2405-nucleotide messenger RNA. RefSeq names its product homeobox-leucine zipper protein MERISTEM L1-like. The transcript has 11 exons. Lineage: Eukaryota; Viridiplantae; Streptophyta; Magnoliopsida; Malvales; Malvaceae. Gene Ontology annotation, molecular function: lipid binding; DNA-binding transcription factor activity, RNA polymerase II-specific; DNA binding. The record is from RefSeq and is a predicted model, not a curated record. Gene Ontology annotation, biological process: regulation of DNA-templated transcription. Bases 176 to 2374 code for a protein of 732 amino acids.